Molecule: messenger RNA, 1454 nt
Organism: Acyrthosiphon pisum (pea aphid)
Lineage: Eukaryota; Metazoa; Arthropoda; Insecta; Hemiptera; Aphididae
Exons: 4
Coding region: 670-1236 (188 amino acids)
Source: RefSeq, a predicted model, not a curated record
AUUAGGGUUGAAAUCCAUCGAAUGCUAAUGAUACCAGUCCAGGGGAAGUUUCGUUGUACAGUGUACAUGUAUUUAUAAAUAUGAAAUACCUACGAAUCCAACAUCGAGUAUCUAAAAUAUUAUUUUUAUAAUUUAGUGCGGAACUCACUGUCUAAGUAAUGGCAUAUUGCUGCAAUUGUAAAUAUUAAUCGGUGUACAAAAAGUUUGUUCACGAUUCAUUUAACAUCGCGUAAUAAUGUUUUGUACGAAUAUUUGAAAAAUAUAAUCCAUGCAAAAUCCAUAAAUUACCCCAAGAUACUUCAAAUUUUACGUUGAAUUUCUCUUUUUUAGAGUUAUUUACAUGCAUAAGAAAAUUUCGAUAUUUAUUAGUUUCUUCUAAAUUAUUGCCGUUAAAAUAUUUUUCGCUGCGUCGAAAUACUUGAAAAUGUAAUACGAGGUUCCUCAUAAGUCAUUACUCAUUGUUAAUGGAAAUUAAAAAAGAUUUGAGCGUAAAUCCUCGAAUCAUUUUUUAUUAACGUCUGAAGUUUUAUAAUUUCGACGAAAUUCGGUUAAAUCACGAAAAUGUUCCAAUUAUUUUGAGAUGUAAAAUUGAAAAACAUAAAUAACUUUAAAGUUAUUGUAGAUCAGCUACCAACAGAAACAAAUUCUGACAAUUGUUUAUCUCCACCAAUGUUUGAAAAUGACAAUGAAUCUCAUAAUGAAGAAAAUGAACAAUAUCAGCCUUCAUCAUCCGGAGCCGUGGACUUUUCUCAUGCAACAAUACAUUUAUUACAACAAAUUAUACGAGGUCAACAGAUGACUAAUAAAUUAUUAACAAAACUAAUAAUGAACAAUGGAGAAUCUAAACCCCAAUCAACAAUCAGACAAAAAUGUACUGAGCAUUUCAUUCUGCCGGCUAAAUCUGUAGCUGAAGUGUGUGAUAUCGAAGAAAAAUUGCAAUUGUCUGCUUCACGACAACUAAUGAUCAGUAGAUUACAGCAAUGUGGGGGAAGAUCGCAGAAUGACACUACUACAUUGAUACUAAGAACAUUAUUAACAGACCAUUGCGCAUCUAACUACAACUUUGAAGGUCGAAACUCUGGAAAACAUGCUUUCAAAGAUUUGAUAAUGUUUAGUAUUGUACUUGAUGUAACUCUGAUGAAACAUCCAACAGGAUCCGAAGAUGUGGUUAGAUGCAGAAUAAAAAACUGGUUACGCUUAGCACCAACCCGGGACAAAUAUAAAAAUAAUAAAUAAUAAUAUUAAGUGGUAUUGUGGUUGGUAGGUAGAGUAUAUACCUAGUAUUAUAGUGUAUUUUAAUUUAUAACGGGUUUUUUUUAAUUUGACUAAAUAUAAUAUAUGUAAAUUUUAUUAAAUUUUAUUAAAUUUUAUUGUAAACAUCAUUAAAAAAAGCUUAAAAGCUUUCAUUACAACGAUUUAAUUUUGACUUAACAUGUUUAAUUGUUAUAUUUAAU